This is a messenger RNA of Cataglyphis hispanica, 854 nucleotides long. RefSeq lists its product as uncharacterized. The record is from RefSeq and is a predicted model, not a curated record. The coding region runs from base 341 to 778 and encodes 145 amino acids. The transcript has 2 exons. NCBI's taxonomy places the organism in Eukaryota, Metazoa, Arthropoda, Insecta, Hymenoptera, Formicidae.
GAUCCUACCAGAACGAGUCUGACCGUCGUACAGUGAAGAUCAAGGUUGGUCGGUUGGUUUUGGGCCGACGUCGCGCGAGAAGAGUGACCAUCGAAGAAUCGGAGGAGGAAACUUCACAGAAAAGUUGACCGACGCGGCGCCAUUUACGUCAUCCAAGAUUCUUCUGUUCUUCCGAGGAACGGAAGACACAAGAAGAAUCGACAUUCCUUAAUAUCGUAUUCUCUACUUCUCCUCAAAAAGUGAGGGGAGCGCGAAGUAUCUCGAAUUGGAAAACGCAAGUUGCCGGGAAUCUGCAUAACUCGAAUUACGCACCCGGUGAAAUACACAAGAGGAACCCGAGAUGCUGGCAGCUUCGAUCUGUUGCGAAAUCUAUUACACGGUGUUACCCAGCUCGACUACCAUGGCCUCGCGAGUACCACGCUGUCUCUUUGGCAAGCCGGACCCGCGGGACACCAUGGAAAUGUUCCAGGAAGCGCUAGACACGGAGAGAAGCAAGUUCGCCAAGAGAUGGGGAGUGGAUCCCUGUUCUGAGGACAAGGAGAAUAAUUAUCAGAGGCGAAACAACGAGAAGAGCGAGUCGUCGACUACUAACAAAAAGCGGAAUAAUCCGUAUUCAAGGCAGACCAGCAUUCACGAUUACUGGCGAGCUCGAAAAAUGUGCGACGCGAAUAAAAAGCCUUUGACGACUUCGAUGGACGUGACGAAGCAACAAAAUGUCGAUUCGUCGAAAACAACGAAGACGACUACCACGACUGCGGCGAUAACGAAGACCGCGUAGAAUAUGACGUCGAAUCAGAAACGAUCGUAUAUCCUUAGACCCCCUACUGCACACGUGCAGUUUUCUCUUAUUUUGC